UCGGCGCUGGGUGGACUAAUGCGGGACCGGCUAGGGAGUCCCCACGGCCCUCAGCGCGCCAGAGCCUGGCCAGUCUAGUGGGCCGGGCAGUGACAAUUUCUUUCGUGUGUCCCUGGCCCUCGCAGGGUCAGCGCCGUCCGCACGGGGGCGCUGGGGAGUUGACUUUUGGUUAAGGUACAGAAAAAAAAAAAGUCCCUAGAUGCUGGGUAGGUCCGCGUGGAAAGGAACCAAAACACUGUUCAGUCUGUGUGACAUCUGGUGGUUUGAACUCGGCGUUGGUGCCCAUCGGCGUUGGUGCCCAUCCACGGUGCACGGGAUGUGCCGUGGAUGAUAAGUUGUUACUCGGUGAGUGCGGAGAAACUACAGCCUCGCUUGUUUUAGAGACUGAGCAGGCUCCUCUGGAGAAGCCAUGACCCGGUGGGCACGAGUCACCACCACGCGUAGCAAAAGACCCCUGCCUGCCACGUCGUGGGAGGACAUGAAAGAGGGGUCCCCGCAGGGGAGGAGCUCAGACCUGCCAAAGCGUCACCAGUCCGGAGCCGGUAGGCCGCCCCUUAAAAAUGAUACACCCCAAGCAAAACAUAAAAAGAACAAAAAGAAAAAAGAGUACUUAAAUGAAGAUGUGAACGGGUUCAUGGAAUACCUGAGACAGAACUCACAGAUGGCUCCCAGCGGGGAGGUGAUAGCCACAGACAGCCCCGAAAUGAGGGAAGAAAUCGCGGUUGCUUUAAAGAAAGACAGUCGCCGAGAAGGAAGACGAUUAAAAAGGCAAGCAGCCAAGAAAAACGCAAUGGUGUGUUUUCAUUGUCGAAAACCUGGCCAUGGAGUUGCUGAUUGCCCAGCUGCCCUUGAAAACCAAGAGAUGGGCACCGGGAUUUGUUACCGGUGUGGGUCCACAGAGCAUGAAAUAACCAAGUGUAAGGCUAAGGUGGACCCGGCUCUGGGUGAAUUUCCUUUUGCAAAAUGCUUUGUUUGUGGGGAGAUGGGGCAUCUGUCCCGAUCUUGUCCUGAGAAUCCCAAAGGGCUUUAUGCUGACGGUGGUGGCUGCAAGUUGUGCGGCUCUGUGGAGCACCUGAAGAGAGACUGCCCCGAGGGUCAGCAUGCAGACAGGGCGGUCACCGUGGGCCGCUGGGCGAAGGGAAUGAGCGCGGACUACGAGGAGGUCAUGGAUGCACCCAAGGUGCAGAAGCCCAAAGCGAAGACGCCCAAGGUCGUUCAUUUUUAGUGAGGACCGCCACUGCUGCUAAGUGCCCUGCAGUCCCUGCUGGGCUCCCCUGGAGUGGGCCUGUGCUUUCUGUCCACUGGGCUGCACGGGGUCCAGACCACUUUGCUGUUCUCGGUCCAGACGAGUACUUCUGUUGUGUGGAGAAAAGUGUACGAUGAUGAAAGUGGAUUUGCUAAGAGGACCUCUUGGGACAGACCAGACCUAGUCAUCACUAACUGGUUACACUCCUGAGUGUGGCGGUCAGCUGUUUAAAAGCCAAAUUUAAAAGCGUUCAGGCGAAAUGUCCUUAGAACAUACUGCUUUGAAUUUUUGCUUAUGUUAUUUUUCUGAUUCAAAAUGACAGUUUAUUAUUACAAUAGAAAUUUAUUUAUAAGUUGCCACAAAAAUCUGUAUUUUUCAAACACUGAAUCAAAUGCAUUUACUAUUUUCUGAGUAUCUGAUUCUCCAUUGAACUAUCAUUGUUUAUUGAUGUGCAUAUAGCAAUCCCUUUGGAAAGAUGUUUUAUGAAUCCUAGAUGGGGAAAACAAGGAUUUUGCUUCAUUUGUUUUAGUUUUGACAUUAAAAUAUUUUUAAACAAAA
Messenger RNA from Cavia porcellus (domestic guinea pig), 1804 nucleotides. RefSeq names its product zinc finger CCHC-type containing 9 (gene Zcchc9). Gene Ontology annotation, molecular function: nucleic acid binding; zinc ion binding. The record is from RefSeq and is a predicted model, not a curated record. NCBI's taxonomy places the organism in Eukaryota, Metazoa, Chordata, Mammalia, Rodentia, Caviidae. The transcript is spliced from 6 exons. The coding region runs from base 410 to 1225 and encodes 271 amino acids. Gene Ontology annotation, cellular component: nucleolus.